UAUUUGUGUGCCUUGUUGCUUUCGUAACGGCCGACGAAUUUAAAAAUUUUAAGUCAACGUACGGCAAAACUUAUAAAUCCCCCAGUGAAGAAACGUAUCGCGCAAACAUUUUUUCCAAAAAUAUCAAAUCCAUUGAAAUGCACAAUGCGAGGUACGAAAAGGGUCUGGAAACGUACAAGCAGGCUGUUAAUGAAUUCGCCGACAUGACAACCGAAGAAUUUUUAGAAUAUUUAAGAUUGAGUGGACCGAAACCUAACGAAGAGAGUGCCGAAUUUUAUAACUCGAGCUAUGGCACUCCAAAUGCCAUUGACUGGAGGACAAAAGGUGCAGUAACUCCUGUCGGGCAUCAAGGACAGUGUGGAUCUUGUUGGGCUUUCAGCGCGGCUGGAAGCAUGGAAAGCAUGAAUAAAAUUCGUAAAGGCCGACUGAUCUCCUUGAGCAAACAAAAUUUGGUGGAUUGUUGUCGUCCUUUCGGCGCAAAUGGAUGCAAAGGUGGUUCUAUGUCCAGUGCCUUCCGUUAUGUGCAAGUAAAUGGAAUCAAUACUGAACAUGAUUAUCCAUAUCGAGGUGUCGAUGGACAAUGCAGAUUUCAGAAAAAUAAGGUGGCAUUAAGGAUACGUGGAUACGCCAUAAUUAGACCAGGAAAAGAAAAUGAUCUUGUGCACGCUGUUGGAAAUGUCGGUCCUGUUUCAAUUGCAAUUGCUACAACUGACAAAUUCCAAUUUUAUCAUUCCGGUAUAUUUUCGGACCCUACGUGCAACCCGCAAAAGUUGAACCAUGGGAUGUUGGCUGUUGGUUACACUGGUGAUGCGAUUAUUUUCAAGAACUCUUGGGGUACUUCUUGGGGAGAAUCCGGUUAUAUUAGAAUCAAACGAGGCUCCAAUAUGUGUGGUAUUGCCAAUAGUGCCAGUUUUCCAAUAUUAUAA
Aethina tumida (small hive beetle) is the source of this 926-nucleotide messenger RNA. Its product is annotated as digestive cysteine proteinase 2-like. Lineage: Eukaryota; Metazoa; Arthropoda; Insecta; Coleoptera; Nitidulidae. Gene Ontology annotation, molecular function: cysteine-type endopeptidase activity. The record is from RefSeq and is a predicted model, not a curated record. The coding region runs from base 138 to 926 and encodes 262 amino acids. The transcript has 2 exons. Gene Ontology annotation, cellular component: lysosome.